Xyrauchen texanus (razorback sucker) is the source of this 8813-nucleotide messenger RNA. RefSeq names its product protein turtle homolog B-like. Lineage: Eukaryota; Metazoa; Chordata; Actinopteri; Cypriniformes; Catostomidae. Bases 201 to 4619 code for a protein of 1472 amino acids. Gene Ontology annotation, biological process: cell-cell adhesion. Gene Ontology annotation, molecular function: protein binding. The record is from RefSeq and is a predicted model, not a curated record. The transcript is spliced from 21 exons.
CUCCGUCUCCAUAUAGGCGCUGGUGCAGGUGCUCUGUCUCUUCGGGGGAGGAUGCAUAGGAAAGACGGGCAGGGGAAAGAAUGAAGGAAAACGCCGAGAGAGAGGAGCACAGGAUAUGAUUGGAAACGCGUGGAAAUUCAAUAUGAAAGAUUUAUUGUAAGGGGCACUUUGAGCUGUUAUUCCUGGUUGGCAAUAGUACUAUGAUUUGGUAUGUGGCCACUUUGAUAGCAAGUGUUUUCAGCACCAGAGGAACGGCAGCUCAAGGUGCCCACGGAGUGAGAGAGGAGCCUCAGUUUGUGACGGCCCGUGCAGGAGAGAGUGUUGUUCUGGGAUGUGAUGUGAGCCAUCCCCUAAAUGGCCAGCAGACUCCCUAUGUGGUGGAGUGGUUCAAAUUCGGUGUGCCUAUCCCCUUCUUCAUCAACUUCCGAUUCUAUCCUCCUCAUGUGGACCCUGAGUAUGCUGGGAGAGCCAGUCUGCAUGGCAAAGCUUCUCUGCAGAUCGACCAGGUUCGCUCGGAAGACCAGGGCUGGUACGAGUGCAGGGUACUCAUGCUGGAACAGCAGUACGACACCUUCCAUAAUGGCAGCUGGGUUCAUCUCACAGUCAACGCACCUCCUACGUUCACGGACACGCCACCGCAGUAUGUGGAGGCGAGGGAAGGCGGCAGCAUUACUCUAACAUGCACAGCCUUCGGAAACCCCAAGCCGGUGGUCACCUGGCUGAGAGAGGCAGAUCAGUUGACCAGCAGCAAGAAAUACAUGGUAAGUGACGGUAGUUUGACGGUGCAGGCCAUCGUGAGGGAGGACCGGGGGGCCUACAGCUGCCGUGCCCACAGCGACCAGGGGGAGGCGGUGCACACCACACGUCUGCUGGUGCAAGGUCCUCCAUACAUCGUUUCACCACCGGAGAACAUCACUGUAAACAUAUCCCAGAAUGCCCAAUUUACGUGCCAAGCCGAGGCGUAUCCUGGCAACCUGACCUACACCUGGUUCUGGGAAGAGGACAAUGUCUACUUCAAGAAUGAUUUGAAGCUUCGCGUGCGCAUCUUUAUUGACGGAACCCUUAUCAUCUACCGAGCGAAGCCAGAGGAUGCUGGGAAAUACACCUGUAGCCCUAGUAACAGUCUGGGCAUCUCCCCCUCUGCUUCAGCUUACCUGACUGUGCAAUACCCUGCCCGUGUUGUGAACAUGCCACCUGUCAUCUACGUCCCAAGAAAAUUGCCUGGAAUCAUUCGCUGCCCUGUAGAUGCCAACCCCCCUGUUACAUCAGUCAGAUGGGAGAAAGAUGGCUACCCUCUUAGAAUCGAGAAGUAUCCCGGAUGGAGCCAAAUGGCAGAUGGAAGCAUUCGGGUGGCAGAGGUCACUGAAGACUCCCUUGGCACCUACACCUGUGUGCCUUACAAUGUCCUAGGUACCAUGGGACAGUCCCCUCCAGCCACUCUGGUGCUAAAGGACCCCCCUUACUUCAACGUGAGGCCUGGGGGGGAGUACCGCCAGGAGGCGGGGAGAGAGCUGGUCAUCCCCUGCGCUGCCUCUGGAGACCCUGAGAUUCCAACCAUUGUAUGGAGAAAGGUCGGGAAGCCCAGCAGAAGCAAGCAUAGCCUCUUAUCAAGUGGUAGCUUACAGUUUGUGUCUCUGAGCAAAGAGGAUCAUGGGGAGUGGGAAUGUGUCGCAACCAAUGUAGUAACAAGCAUCACUGCCAGCACACGCCUUUUUGUAAUAGGCACUAGUCCACAUGCGCCAACCAAUGUCCAUGUGUCAGCGUCCACAAGCUCCGCUAAUGUUUCCUGGGAACCUGGAUAUGACGGAGGUUUUGAACAGACGUUUUCGGUCUGGUACGGCCCGGUGAAGGUGAAGAAUGAUUUAGGACCUCACGAUUGGCUGUCCAUACCAGUGUCAGGCUCUCAGACAUGGUUGAUGGUGCAGGGGUUGGAGCCAAAGACUGCCUAUCAAUUCAGUGUGCUGGCCCAGAACAAGUUGGGCACCGGCCCCUUCAGUGAGGUUGUCACUGUGACUACAGGAGGGCAUCCCAUAAGUACCCCUGAACCCAUGGUGCUACUAACUCCACCACGGUGCCUGACAGCCAACCGGACACAGCAGGGUGUAUUGUUGACAUGGCUCCCUCCAGCCAAUCACUCUUCACCAAUCGACCGUUAUAUCAUAGAAUUCCGUCUGGGAGAGAGGUGGGAGGUUCUGGAUGACUUGAUUCCUGCCACUGAAACGGAGAUCAUAGCAAGGGACCUCAUUCAGGACUCUUGGUAUGAAUUCAGAGCGCUUGCUGUAAUGGAUGAUCUUGUCAGUGAAAGCAGUAAUGUGGUGGGAGUGUCAAGUACAGACCCCUUCCCUCCCACAGAGAUCUCAGACGAGGGGCUGGCCAAGCCAGUUGUGGCUGGCAUCGUGGCCACCAUCUGUUUCUUAGCGGCUGCCAUCCUCUUCAGCACGCUCGCUGCAUGCUUCGUCAACAAGCAGCAUCACCGCAAACUCAAACGCAAGCGAGACCCUCCGCUAUCAAUAACGCAUACAAGGAAAAGUAUUGAAUCUCCGCCUCCUCUUACCCCCUUGCCUGGCAUUGAGCCCUACUGGGAAGAGCCAGACAGGAGCAGCUACAGGCCCCCAUCUACCAGCCCUCAGCUGUCCUCUGGGAAGAUCAGUCCUGAGAGUAUCGACUCUUCCCGGCCCCCAUCUCUGGCCAGCGUGGGUGGACACAGCCUUUACGUGAAGAAGUUGCCAAGCCCCAGGAAAGAGAAAGAGCUUUCCCUCUAUAAGAAAACCAAGAGAGCAAUAACCAGUAAGAAGUACAGCGUGUCCAAGCAUGAGGCCGAGGUCACCACUCCCAUUGAGCUGAUCAGCCGUGGACCCGAUGGCAGAUUCAUCAUGGAUCCCACAGACAUCGACAUGUCCCUCAAGUCCCGACGCAUUGAGGGUUUCCCCUUUGUGGAAGAAUCAGACUUGUAUCCUGAGUUCCGCCAGUCAGACGAGGAGAAUGAUGACCCAGGUCCCCUACCCCCAGUCAUGGCCACCCUCAGGCCCCAGAUAUCCCCUGUGUCCUCCAGCCAGGAAUCCUACAUGCAGCCCCCAGCCUACAGCCCCCGGUUCCAGAGGCCCAUGGAAGGUAUGAGCAUCUUGGAGGGUAGUCGGCUUCAGGCCACAGGGCAGAGCCGGGUCUCCCAUUUUCACAGGGUCUUCCCUCCAGGGCCCUUCUAUGGCUAUCUAGGUAGCGGUGCUGAGGUGGAGCUUUAUCCUCCGUUUUACAUGCCUGAUGUUAGCCCACGUAGCUCUGCCAUGUCCUCCUCACCAUCAUAUCCCCCCGAGGGGCCGUUCCGUCAUCCCACCAUCCCCGAGGAGAGGGAGGAGCUGAGGAUACAUCAGUACGGCACUUCCGGCCAUUCCCUCCCACUGGUGCAUAGCCCUCCCUCCUCUCGCUCGACCGAGACCUGGCAGCCUCCUGACUUCCCCUUUCUGGGUCAGGAGGGUCCCCGUCUCGUUCUUCCACCACGUCAUUCCUCAUAUCUCCACCGGGACCUCCCCGAGCCCCCACCAUACCCCUCCCAUAGCCGCACUUUUGGCACCACAUCUCAGCUCCCUUCAAGCUCUGCUUUCCUCCAGUUGGAGGCUCCUAGAGCCCACCUGAGCAGAUCUCCCGGCAGGUUCCCGCCUCAGGGCCCUUCAGCCAAGCAUAUAACUAUGCAACAGGCCCAAAGUCUGGGGCAGUUGAGACACACUGCCCACGGUAUGGGUGUACCAGUGUUGCCUUACUCAGGCGCCACGGCCCGCAUGGGGAGCCCAAGCACACUGCACAGUGAGAGCUCAGACGGCUGGAGGUCUGAUGCCCAGCCUUGGCUGAGUCCUAGGGCGGCACGGCGGAUGGAUCUUGGCCUGCAGCAGGUGGUCUUGCAGCCGUCGCGACUCUCCCCUCUCACGCAGACCCCUCCCAGCUCACAUGCCGGCUCUCCAGACAUCCUCGUCCGCCCUCCUCCACGACCCAGCAUCCUGCGGCCUUCCCGCUCUCAAGAGAUGCCUGAGAGUGCUCGUCAUCCCGCCAGUGUCUCCUUCUCCCGGAGGUCUCUCUCCUCUUCCCCUGCCACAUCACCCACCCAGGGCCAGAGGGCCAGCCUCAGCUACCGCACCCAUAUGGCCUUUGCCACAGCAGCGGCCAGCUACCCCUCCCAGUCCCCUUCACCCCCCACGGAGAGCAGUGAUGCUUUCGGCCAGAUGCCAUCUCAAAGAAGGACAGAUGAGGAGAUGCUUCCCUCAGAACCCUCUUCAGGGGAGCAUCUAGGUGCAGUGAGAGUCCCUGCAGGGUCUGAGAGAUUUGAAGCACUGAUUUAUUAUUGUAUUAAUAAAGACAAGAAAUCAUCCGCCAACAAGAACAACAACUCCAGAUUUAAGAAAAAGACAGAUGUGUCGUCCUCUCAGACCCCGCAGCCGCAUGCAUCUCAGGCCUCUGAGCAAAGAGAACAUCGUAGCUCUCCCUCCAAGAAAAAGUGGAAAGGGCCACUUAGAAAGCCUCCCUGUCUCCAUCUGUCCUCUCUGCUGCGCUGGCUUCACCCCAGAGAAGACAGGAAGUCACUUCUGGCCAGUAUGGACUCUGCCCCCUCAAACUAUGGCUCUCUGCUGUGAGAGCAGCCCCCCCCACCCACACACACACACACACACUAACCUUAUCUUGUGGGCUGGAUCGUCUCCUUGUCCAUUAGCAAACAUAUACAAUGGACAUGCUCUCAGUACUGUUUUGUAAUCAGUUUAAACUAGAUACGAUUUAUCAUCUUCGUUUGGCACAAUAUCCUCCUACACAUAUCUGUAUUUUCUGUAUAUUUACACAAAGGAAAAAGAAUAGGGGUGUUGCUCUUUUAGAAGAAAUGGAAAAGGACAGGAAAAGCUCUUUGUUUCAUAAUAAAAGUAAAAGAAUAGCAAUCCAUUAAAUGCUUGGAAAAAGGCCACUUCAGUUUUUGUAAUACGGUCUUAAAUGUCAGAACUGUGUAUAUUGUGAAGGAUAGAGAGUUUAAUACUCUGUGCAGUUUUGUCCCUCAAGACGUGAUAGUUACUACAGGGUUUCUCAUCUUCCUUCUACAAAAUAUACCUCAAAAAGCAAGAAAGAAAAAAAAGAGGAAGAAACAAUCUGGCACAUUAUUUCAGCACUUCUACCAUAUUUUGUGCAAGUUAACAUAUUUCAUUCAGAAUGACAUAUGUUGUCUGUUUGUGGCAAAGCUUUAACAGUAUUAAAAACACGGGGGUUAAGCCCAGAAUGCUCAAAAUGAUUGUUCUUUUGUCAAAUUGAUUUGUUUAUAAAAUAUUAAAAAUGAAAUAUAAAGCACAGAAUAUCAUAGAAAUUGUAAGCUUCAAAAGACUCUGGUUGGCUGCCAUACUAGACAGGUUAUGUGACAAUAUUUGAACAGAUAUUUAGUUAUUUAUGAUGUCAAAGCUCAGAUUGAUCCAAUUUUUAGCUCUAAGCCAAGGAAGGUGGAAGAGAAAAUAUUCUUGUUGAUUUUUCUAAUAAUAUAUGUUAUAUAUUAUUUAUGACAUUAUUUAAUGGGUAAGGCAACUUUUUAUCAAUUUAAAGAUUAUUUUAAAACAUGACAUCUAAAGUGGUUGGAAGUUGAAUAAUAUUCGCCCCCUUAAAAAGAUUCAGGUUCACAUUGAAUUUUAGGAGUAUGCUUUUUGACAUGUUCAGAUGACAUAUUUAAAAAUGUAAUAUUUAAACUAAUGUAGCUGUAUUUGGUCCUUGUCUUGCACAAAUGUAGUUAGAAGUGGUGAAAUGCAUUAGUAAUCUUUCAAUCACUUCUUUGAGGAUAAAUCAUAAUUUGAUGUAUGUUGCUUUAGAUAUACACAAAGGAAGUACAGUAGUUAUUGUGCAAACUAAUGAAGACAUCAGUAUAACAGCAAAAUGAAAUUAUCUGUGUUUUUUUACAGAAGUGAACCUCCAAAAGUGUUCUUUUAAAAUGAUAAUAAUUCUCAUGUAGAUUAUAGGCCUAUCAUCCAUCUCCGCUCACCUGAAUUCAAUAGCAGAGUUUUUGUUAACUGAAUUAUUAAUUAUGAGUUUAGUAUUUCUGAACAGCUGUUCAUUGUAUCCAGAGCUCACUAACAGCUGCUGAUUUGCUACUACAGUGAAAGCUAAUCAAGUGUUUAGUUUAGUUUAACCGAUGGUGAAUGUAUUGUUUGCUCUUAGUAGAUCAGAUUUAUCUGAAAAUUUUCAUUGUGAUUCAAUGUGUUUUUGUUCAUUUAGAUGGCAAUCAUUGCGAUCAACUCCAAAUCAAAUCUCCAAAUGACUCUGUGGGGUUUGUUGUGGCUAAAGUUUAAGAAUGAGGUACGAUGUCAUAGGAAAAUGAAUAUCACACAGUACUUGAAUCUGACUGAGUAUACAAGCAGAAAACACUGGGAUGAAAUCCUGUGUUCACGGAGUAAAGAUUCACUCAGUAGUCACACUUUCAUUGCAGACAAAAAAGUGACAUUGAGUGUAUAGGAUUUUACUUAAGUGCCCAAAGGGCUGUUUACUUUCUUUAUUUUAUAUAUAUAUAUAUAACAUGAAAAAAGAUACUCAAAUAUUUCACCUCACAGUGACUAUUUGAGCUAUUGAGCCCAUUGCUUAUUUCUACAUAUGUAUUUGUCAAUUGUUUUUCACCACACAUGGUGCGUACCAAUCCAGACAGCUGCUUUAAAUGUGUAGUCUCCUAGAGGAGAGGGGCAGUGGCUAUUUUAGCUGUUGGGAAAUUAAUAGAUUUAACUCUGUUUUUGCUACAUGUCCUCUCUGUACGAGUUGCUGAUUAAGUCCUACAAAAGCCACAUAAUGUUUACAUGGUCUAGAAGUAACGUGCGAGGAUGUAUGCACAUUGUACACAUUAGAACUUGGUGCUAUGUCUUUUUGAACUCCUGGUGCUGUGGUUCAGAGGUUAACACACAAACUCACGCACAGUCCUCCUUCUUGAACUAACUAAACUAGCUCCGUUGUGGUUUCCUUUGUUGAGUUCUCCAGGUGUGUAGGACUGCAAGCAAUAAAAACCUCUUUCACAGGGCAGAUCCUGUGUGCUCAUUAUGUUACACUAUAGAAAUGGAAAAGGUGUUUAAUACAGUUCUGCUUCCAGAUUUAAGACGUGCUUACAUUAUUGAGUGAUCGUUCGCUGUCAACAUGAAUAAAGAAAAAAAACAUGACAUAUAUAAAUAGGUUUAUAAAGAAGAAUUUGCUAGACUUGAGGAGGCAGCAAAUCAAUGUGUAAUCCAUGAAAUGUACCCACGGUAUGAUAAUUUUUCAUUUAGCAUGGAAAGUACCUGGUAACACAAACAGGUGUGAAAGACAUAAUUUCGGUUUUACAGCGUUUUACUGAUUUAGGAUGCCGGUGCAGUGUCGCUGUAUAUCUGUGGAUGGUGAUUGACGGCGUUAUAUUUUAUCCAGCUUCUCUGGUCUCUAAAUAGAUAACCCAUCUGAAACAUUUCUCUUGUUGAAUACAUUGUAUACGAUACUGUACAGGUAGACUUGUCCCCUUUUGGCUUGUAAUGGACAAAUGUCUUAAGAGGGCUCAUUUGCAGGAAGUGUCAUAUCAGCUCUUUGAUUGCCUGUAUUCAGUUAUUGUACAUACUUCUUAUGGUGCUUUGUGAAACUUUAUUUCCUUUUUCUGUUGAUUGAACAGCAUUAACCUCACAGAACCGAGAAAGUUCCUCUGAUUUCCUUAAUCUGUUUGUUCUUUUUUUUUUAAAGUGCAUCUUUUUGUUCUUUAUUCUUUGCUGUUCAUAUUAACCAGUACUGAAACUUAGAAUGUAAUACUGCAUUAUGCACUAAUUUAUGACUGUUUUAACAUUAAACCUCAUACUUAGAGAUAGUGCUUACUGGAAGCAUAUUUCAGACUGCAUUAUUGUGCUUUUUAACUGCUUUUAAAUUUGUGUUGUACAUUGUUUACAGAUUAUAUGAUCUGAAGAUGUGUUCUGGGCAAAAAUGUUUUUCAUCUUUAAAUGCAAUGCAUAAGAGACUGUUCUCAUGUGAAGAAGAAAAAAAUCAUAAAAUUAUUUAUUUUAUUAUUUUAUUUCUGAUUUAUUUGAUUGAAAGACUUGAUUGGAGGCAUCUUUGUUAAGUAAUCUGAUUUAUAUCAGGUAUCAUUCUCAAAAAGUAUGGUGCUGUACCAAAGCCUUAUGUAAAAUAUUAUUACGAUGUAUUAUUUGAUUCUUCUGCCACUGCUAAAGGAAUUAUGACGCAUGGUGCAGUGUGCCUCUAACUUUUCGUCCUUGAUUAAUGCUCCAAAGUGUUUUUCACUGACAUUCGCUGUCUCCACAUGCUCUGAUGUUAAGAUAUGGUGCCUGGUGUGUCUUCUUGCUGCUAGGAGUAAAUGUUAAUGGUGUUUCGUUUCUGUACAGCCAACAUCUGAAAUGUGACAUUGACCUCCUCAGUAACUCAGUUGGACACUUUGAUUCAGCAUCUUUAUAUUAAAAGGGAACAACCCUGCAGUAAGCAAUGGCAUUUUUAGAUAAUAAAGGAAAAGCCCAUUGUUUUCAUAUAUUUUGUUUUUAUUCUAUUUUUUAUUUUACUUGUAUUAAUAAUUUCUCAGAGACCCCAAUCAAAAAGAAUAUGCUACUCUGACAAAUGAACUGUGCCUGACAAUACAAGACCUGGGAAUGAUAAAUAUGGAGUGCUACAUUUGUUUGUGUGCUGUCUUUAAAAGGCCAGAUGAAGUCUAUAUAGUGGAGCCGUUCAAAAUGCAUUGUUUACAUCACCAGAUGCCCAGAUAUGCACAUUUCGGCAAGCUCUAUUAGGUUGACAUUUUCCAACGCUUUGGUCCAUGUAAUAACCCCGUAAAACUUUUUGUAUUUUGAUAUAAUAAAAAAAAUAUA